AUGCUUCGCCGUCAAGCCCGUGAACGUCGAGACUAUCUCUAUCGGAGAGCUCUGCAACUCCGCGAUGCCUCUAUCGCCGAAAAACGAGCACAGCUGAAGGAGUCCCUGGCGACUGGCAAACAGCUCGAUCCUUCAAUCGCAAACGACAAAAAUCUUCGGGAAGACUUCAAGUAUGAUGAAUCAUUACCCACUGCAGACAAGAAGAACAAGGACUCUGAUCUCCUCGACUUGGACGAUGAAUAUGCGCUCACCUCCGGCAUCGUCGAUCCUCGGCCAAUUGUCACGACCUCCCGCAAUCCUUCGGUGCGUCUAGGGACAUUCGCAAAAGAAGUCCGUCUGCUUCUGCCAACCUCUAUUCGUUUGAACCGUGGAAACUUAGUUCUCCCUGAUCUCGUCACUAGCGCAAACUCCGCCGGUCUCACGGAUAUGAUUCUUCUACACGAACACCGUGGUACCCCGACUGCGAUGACAAUCUCACAUCUUCCUCAUGGCCCGACGGCCAGCUUCUCGCUGCAUAACGUUGUUCUCCGUGCUGAUAUCCCCAACUCUGCCCGCGGCACUGUAUCCGAGAGUUACCCGCACCUUAUCUUCGAGGGAUUCAAGACAAGACUGGGCGAACGUGUGGUCCAAAUUUUGAAGCACUUGUUCCCUCCACGGGAACGCGUGGAAUCCGGAAAGAUUGGGAACCGCGUCGUCACCUUUGUGAACAAGGAGGACAGCAUUGAGGUCCGGCACCACGUUUUCGUCAAGACUGGAUACAAGGAUGUCGAACUAGCGGAAGUCGGGCCACGGAUGACAAUGAGACUCUUCGAGAUUAGGGGAGGCUCGCUGGAGAAGGGUUCAAGUGGUGAUGUGGAAUGGGCGCUUACACAAUACACGAGGACGUCUAGGAAGAAGGAUUACCUCUAG
Aspergillus mulundensis is the source of this 909-nucleotide messenger RNA. RefSeq names its product snoRNA-binding rRNA-processing protein IMP4. The record is from RefSeq and is a predicted model, not a curated record. Gene Ontology annotation, biological process: rRNA processing. Gene Ontology annotation, molecular function: rRNA primary transcript binding; snoRNA binding. NCBI's taxonomy places the organism in Eukaryota, Fungi, Ascomycota, Eurotiomycetes, Eurotiales, Aspergillaceae. Gene Ontology annotation, cellular component: Mpp10 complex; nucleolus; small-subunit processome. Bases 1 to 909 code for a protein of 302 amino acids. The transcript is spliced from 2 exons.